AUGACUACAACAGCAAAAAGCUCUGGGGCAUUCACCGCCUCCUCCCGGAACUCUGAUUUGGAAAGCAGAUUACUUUUCCCUUCUUUUCUCAGGUCUGAAGGACCCAGAGUAAUAGUUCGGCCAUCCUUCUUGAAGGAUGGGCUGGACGAGUUCGGCCCGGUCCGUGGGUUUGAUGUCCCUUUUGACGGAGUGGGAGAUUGGGAUCCGUUUGCCAUACCCCCUCACGAUGGUGAGAUGACUAGCCUGGAUACUAGUCUCGCCCAAUCCGGACAUCAGCACAUACCCACAGCACCCGAACCUUCAGUGGCUGAGCCUAAUCCGGAGCCGGAGGAAUCACAGGCAGGGUAUGAUCCCAUGGAUGUGGAUCUAGGUGUAGUGCCAGAGGAGGGACCCAGAGAAGAAGACCCCAAGGAAGAGCCUGAAGAGGCACCGGAAGAAGAACCCGAAGAUGAACCAGAAGAAGAUCAAGAAGUAGAGCCAGAAGAGAAACCAGAAGGAGAUCUGGAAUUAGAACAAGAAGAGCAACUUGAGGAUGAGCCAAAGGAAGAGCCAGAUGAGGAGUCCGAAGAGGAAGAGUGGAUUGAAGUUUCGCUAGAGUCGGGUGAUGAGGACAACCCGAUUGAGAUCGAGGCUGAUUCAGAGUCCUCAAAGGAGCUGGUUGAUCAGGGGGUUUCAGAUUUGGAUUCCGGGGAGACUGAAUCGGAGUGGACGUCGUCUAGCGGGCGUAGGGGCUAG
Syzygium oleosum is the source of this 735-nucleotide messenger RNA. RefSeq lists its product as uncharacterized. The transcript is spliced from 2 exons. NCBI's taxonomy places the organism in Eukaryota, Viridiplantae, Streptophyta, Magnoliopsida, Myrtales, Myrtaceae. The record is from RefSeq and is a predicted model, not a curated record. The coding region runs from base 1 to 735 and encodes 244 amino acids.